AUGCGAGGUGUGAUGACACCAUUAAUCAAUAGAAAUACAACAAUCCCUACAUCAGUUUCAAAGGAAUUUACCACAUCAAUGGAUAAUCAACAAGAAGUAGAUAUUAAAGUGUUUCAAGGAGAACGUAGAGUUACAAGAAAGAAUAAAAAGUUAGGAGAAUUUAAAUUGGUUGGAAUUCCACCAGCAAAGAAGGGAGUAGCAAAAAUUGAAGUUACAUUUGACAUUGAUGUCAAUGGAAUAGUAAAAGUCUCUGCACUUGACAAAGAAACAGGAAAGAAAACAGGGAUUCAAGUCAAAAGUAAUGGUGGAUUGAAUGAAGAAGAAAUCAAUCGACUAGUUAAGGAAGGAGAAGAACAUGCUGCCGAAGACAAGAGAAAAGAGCAAUUACUUCUUCACAGACAACGAUUAAAAGAAAUGAUAGAGAGUGCAGAAGACAUUCAAAAAGAGUUAUUAAAGAAAAAGAUUGAAACACGUGAAUUAGAAAGAGUUAUUAAUCAAUCCAAAAAGGUUAUCACAUCAGAAGAUGAAAAUGAAAUUAAAAGAUUGAUUGAACAAUUAGGAGAAGAAACAUCAAAUUCUUCUGCUAAAUUAUAUAAUUAA
Entamoeba histolytica HM-1:IMSS is the source of this 600-nucleotide messenger RNA. RefSeq names its product heat shock protein 70, mitochondrial, putative. Bases 1 to 600 code for a protein of 199 amino acids. The transcript has a single exon. Gene Ontology annotation, molecular function: ATP-dependent protein folding chaperone; misfolded protein binding; heat shock protein binding. The record is from RefSeq and is a predicted model, not a curated record. Gene Ontology annotation, biological process: protein refolding; cellular response to unfolded protein. NCBI's taxonomy places the organism in Eukaryota, Evosea, Mastigamoebida, Endamoebidae. Gene Ontology annotation, cellular component: mitochondrion; cytoplasm.